Molecule: messenger RNA, 3224 nt
Organism: Saccoglossus kowalevskii
Lineage: Eukaryota; Metazoa; Hemichordata; Enteropneusta; Harrimaniidae
Product: regulator of nonsense transcripts 1
Biological process (GO): nuclear-transcribed mRNA catabolic process, nonsense-mediated decay
Cellular component (GO): cytoplasm
Molecular function (GO): zinc ion binding; RNA binding; DNA binding
Source: RefSeq, a predicted model, not a curated record
CCAUAUUGUAAACCAUCUUGUUCGUGCCAAAUGCAAAGAAGUUACCCUGCACAAAGAUGGCCCCUUAGGUGAGACUAUAUUGGAAUGCUACAACUGUGGCUGUAGGAACGUCUUCUUGUUGGGAUUCAUUCCAGCCAAGGCUGAUUCUGUUGUGGUGUUGCUAUGCCGACAACCAUGUGCCACUCAGAGCAGUUUGAAAGAUAUGAAUUGGGAUCCUACACAGUGGCAGCCUUUGAUUCAUGACAGACAGUUUCUAUCGUGGCUUGUUAAGGUACCAUCAGAACAUGAACAGCUCAGAGCAAGACAAAUAUCUGCACAGCAGAUUAAUAAACUUGAAGAAUUAUGGAAAGAUAAUCCAGAUGCCACGCUUGAAGAUCUUGAAAAACCAGGAGUUGAUGAAGAACCAAGUGCUGUACUACUAAGAUAUGAAGAUGCAUAUCAAUAUCAGAAUAUCUUUGGUCCAUUGGUCAAAUUGGAAGCUGAUUACGAUAAAAAAUUGAAAGAAUCUCAGACGCAGGAUAAUAUUGUAAUACGAUGGGAUAUAGGUCUCAAUAAGAAAAGAAUAUCUUAUUUCAAUUUUCCAAGACGAGAUGGAGAUUUAAAGUUGAUGCAUGGAGAUGAACUGAGACUUCGUUACCUUGGAGAACUACAUAAACCGUGGUCAGGUGUUGGACACGUUGUCAAAAUACCAGACAACUACGGUGAUGAGGUCGGUAUUGAAUUGAAGAGCAAUGCUGGUGUUCCGACUGAGUGCACUCAUAACUUUGUUGUUGACUUUGUUUGGAAAUCAACUUCUUUUGACAGAAUGCAAAGUGCAAUGAAGACGUUUGCCGUAGAUGAAACGUCUGUGUCUGGUUACAUCUACCAUAAACUGCUAGGACAUGAAGUAGAGGAGGUGGUUGUUAAAUGUAAUCUACCAAAACGAUUCUCGGCGCCAGGAUUACCAGAGUUGAAUCAUUCGCAGGUCUAUGCUGUGAAAACAGUGUUACAGCGACCAUUAAGCCUUAUCCAGGGUCCGCCUGGUACCGGUAAGACUGUCACUUCAGCCACUGUUGUAUACCAUCUUUCAAAACAGAACCUUGGUCAAGUAUUGGUGUGUGCUCCUAGUAAUAUAGCUGUUGAUCAACUAACUGAAAAGAUACACCGUACUGGCCUGAAAGUCGUACGUCUAUGUGCAAAGAGCAGAGAAGCUAUUGAUUCACCGGUCUCAUUUCUGGCAUUGCAUAAUCAGGUUCGUAACAUGGAUGCCAUUCCUGAGCUACAGAAACUGCAACAACUGAAAGAUGAAACCGGGGAAUUAUCAAGUGCUGACGAAAAGAGAUAUCGUUCUUUGAAAAGAAAUUGUGAAAGAGAACUUCUACAGAAUGCUGAUGUCUUGUGUUGUACAUGUGUUGGUGCAGGGGAUCCAAGAUUGGCAAGGUUCCGAUUCCGAAGUAUUCUAAUUGAUGAAAGUACUCAAGCCACUGAACCUGAGUGCAUGAUACCUGCUGUGCUUGGUGCCAAACAGUUGAUUCUCGUGGGCGAUCACUGUCAGCUUGGUCCCGUUGUAAUGUGCAAGAAAGCAGCCCGAGCUGGUCUUUCUCAGUCUUUAUUUGAACGUCUUGUUGUAUUGGGUAUUCGUCCAAUACGUCUGCAAGUACAAUAUCGUAUGCAUCCGAUACUCAGUUCUUUCCCUUCCAAUAUCUUCUACGAGGGAUCCUUGCAAAAUGGUGUCACCCCAGGUGAAAGAAGCAACAAGUCUCUGGACUUUCCAUGGCCGCAGACUGAUAAACCGAUGUUAUUUUAUGCUACCACUGGUCAGGAAGAAAUUGCUAGCUCCGGAACCUCUUACUUGAACAGAACUGAAGCGGCCAAUGUGGAGAAAAUCACCACACGCUUUUUGAGAUGCGGUAUUCGGCCAGAACAGAUUGGAAUCAUCACUCCCUAUGAGGGUCAGCGGUCGUUUAUUGUGCAAUACAUGCAACACAAUGGAUCACUUCAUGCCAAGCUGUAUCAGGAAAUAGAAAUUGCCAGUGUGGAUGCUUUCCAAGGACGUGAAAAAGAUUACAUCAUAUUGUCCUGUGUUAGAGCCAAUGAACAUCAAGGAAUUGGUUUCUUGAACGAUCCGAGACGUCUGAAUGUAGCAUUAACAAGAUGCAAAUUUGGAAUCAUUAUUGUUGGCAACCCUAAAGUGUUAUCUAAGCAAGCUUUGUGGAAUCAUCUGUUGAACCAUUAUAAAGAACAGAAGGUAUUGGUUGAAGGGCCGCUAAAUAAUCUGAAAGAAAGUAUGAUUCAGUUCAGUAAACCACGUAAACUCAUCAAUACCACUAAUCCUGGUGGUCGUUUUAUGAGUACUGCAAUGUUUGACGCAAGGGAGGCAAUGAUUCCUGGCAGUAUUUAUGAUAGAUCUGGAGGCAUGGCUGGUGGAUCAAAUCACACAAAUUAUGAUAAAUACUACCAUACUCAUGAUCAGAUGGGUUUUAUUAACUCUGAGAGAGCACACGCUGCCGGAGCCAAUCUACCCAUCCCUGUCAACAUGUUCAUGCCGCAUAUGCCACCACCCCAUUCAUACUACAACCAAGUACCGCCUGGAAGGCCACCACCCAAAGGACGAGGUCACGGGCGUCGGGGAGGUCACCAUAGAGGGCAAAAUCAUUACAACAGUCAGAAUGCGUCGCAGUUCACGACUGGUGGUCCGAGUCAAGCUAGUCAGGACACUUCUCAACCAUUCUCACAGGGCCCCCUAACUCAGGCUAAUAUGUCAAUGAGUCAGCCACUGAGUCAGCCUGGUUUGUCUCAGCCGGGGCUUUCACAGCCAGAGCUCUCACAGGACAGUUACCUGGGUGAUGACUUCAAGUCGCAAGCAGACGUGGUACUGUCGCAAGAUUCCACCUAUCAAGGUGAUCGCAAUUAUCAACAAGGAAUGACAAACUUCUCUCACUAUUAGACGACAACGUCAAAUGUAAACGAGAAGAUGUGAAAAAAGAGAAGGCAUGAACGAAAAAUAACAUCUAAAAUGACAACCUAUAGGGAAAGUUCACAGAACAGUGAUAUUGUUACCAUGGUGACGUGUCAUUGUUGAUGAGAGCAGCAGCAGCAUGUGAUGAUUGCAUCACCCAAACCCUAAAGGGUAGAGAUGCAGAGCUGGAAACGAUAAGACGCUAAUAAUAACAAGAAUGAUUCUCAGAACAAACGGUUAAUUGGAAAAUACUGAUUAGGAAUUAAAGAAGUUAUUACAACUGCAA